Dioscorea cayenensis subsp. rotundata (Guinea yam) is the source of this 1027-nucleotide messenger RNA. RefSeq names its product mediator of RNA polymerase II transcription subunit 6. The transcript is spliced from 5 exons. Gene Ontology annotation, molecular function: transcription coactivator activity. Gene Ontology annotation, biological process: regulation of transcription by RNA polymerase II. NCBI's taxonomy places the organism in Eukaryota, Viridiplantae, Streptophyta, Magnoliopsida, Dioscoreales, Dioscoreaceae. Bases 68 to 844 code for a protein of 258 amino acids. Gene Ontology annotation, cellular component: mediator complex; core mediator complex. The record is from RefSeq and is a predicted model, not a curated record.
CGUGAGGACAAAAAUCUCGGGUUCGAGAAGCCUUGGCACGCGAAACCUCCGACGAAGACGAAGGGCAAUGGCGGCGACGCCGGCUCCGCCACCAAACGCGGCGGCGGGGAACCCAAUUGUCGAUGGAGCCUCGACGGCGCCGCCUACUCCGGGGACGGACAUGACCGGAAUCUGCUUCCGUGACCAGUUGUGGCUCAAUAGCUUUCCGCUCGAUCGGAACCUAGUGUUCGACUACUUCGCCAUCUCCCCCUUCUACGAUUGGACCUGCAACAAUGAGCAGCUUCGAUUGCGUUCUAUCCAUCCCCUCGAUCUCUCUCAUCUAUCGAAGAUGACGGGGAAUGAGUACAUGCUGUGCGAGGUCAUGGAGCCGCAUCUGUUUGUGAUCCGGAAGCAGAGGAGAGACGGGCCGGAGAAGACCACGCCCUUGCUCGCUUACUAUGUUCUUGAUGGAUCCAUCUACCAAGCACCUCAGCUCUGCAAUGUGUUCGCCGCUCGAAUAGGCAGGGCGCUUUAUCAUAUCUCAAAGGCUUUUACACUAACAGCUUCAAAGUUGGAAAAAAUUGGCUAUGUUGAUACCGAAAAGGAGGGCACCAACUCUGAAGGUAAGACUGGGAAGGAGACAAUUGACAUGAAAGAAUUGAAACGAGUGGAUCAUAUUCUUGCAUCAUUACAGCGCAAGCUUCCUCCCGCCCCACCACCACCACCAUUUCCAGAAGGCUAUGCUCCACCCCCAACUUCAGAAGCAGAGAAAGGCCCCGACGAGCAGCAAAACACAGAGACUCAGCCUCCUCCGGCAGAUCCUAUCAUCGAUCAAGGUCCCUCGAAAAGACCGAAAUACCAAUGAUCUUAACCAAUUCCGUACUUUUCCAUCCCUCAUUCUUUUUUGUUGUUCCUGUACUUCUACCAUCCACAGUUACAUUCAUCUGUAAAAUUCCUACCAUAGCAGACUUCAGUACUCUCUCUACUUUCCUCUUAAAACUUAUAUUAUAUAUUUGCUUAAUUCAGCCAAUUUAAUGUUCAAAUAUAA